UAUUAGUUGUUAAGAGCAUCCAUGGUCUGCGCAUGUUUCUUCUGAAGUUUACAUUCUGUGAUAUAAACUAGGAGUGGUUUAGCAAUUGUAGGUGCAAACUUACACCCAUAAGUAAUUGCAUCUGUACCAAAUAGUAACUGGGGACCUACCUGUUGAUGCAGGUCAGAGAGUUCCAAAUGGUGCCACUUCUAGUGCUGAUACAAUUGUUUGUGAGUUCGCAGACUUCUGGCAGUAGGAAAAAGGCUGAAUUGUGGCUUGUUUAUCUGACUUCAAAAUGCAAGCUGUCACUUGAACGAUGUUACGCUUGUGCAGUGUGGGUGAGUGGGCAUUUCAUCCAGGAGCUUUUCUUGUGAGUGACUCCUGGCAUUUUGUGUUUUUAUUUUUAGCCUUUGUGUUGCAGUAGCAUUUUCAGUGCAUUUAAUUGCACUUGUUUAAAAUGCCAAAGCUUGAACUGAAAGAAAUGUUAUUUUGAGAGCAGAGUUCACACCACUCUCCAAAACAGAAUGAUAUUGUGCUGGCUCAUGUUAGGAGGCUAAAGCUCUGUAGUGGGAAAGGUAGCUGAGGAAGUGCUGCCACCCGUGUCGGGACUCAGUCCAUCAUGCAAGAGGUCUCCACUUACCCUCCCUGUAGAACUUUUUCUUCUGCAUGGCAGAGCAUGUCUGGACAUCAAAAGGAGGGGGAGGCAUCCCUUAGGUCAGAGAUAUCCUUGGCACAAGGGCACUUGUCAGGCCUGAAUAGAAAGUGAAAGCGGUUCCAGUAGCAGUGUUGUACAACUGCUUAAAGAACAGCCAUAGAGAUGGCAGAACCAAAUUCUGUGUUGCGGUGGCCACAGGCAUUAGGGCAAGUGGCAGUGGUCAUGGAUUGCCACGUGGGAAGCUGAGCAUGAAGAAAAACGUCAUCCCUGGGAGGGUGAUGCUGCAGGAGAGCAGGUACCUCAACAGGUACCUCUGCUUUAUGUUCGAGGCAUGGCUGAAUGAAGCCACACGUGAUCUGCUGUAGUGGAGGUGGCAGACCUUCUCCUCAUGGGAGGUCAGACUGGAGACCAUCCAGGUCCAGACACUAUUUUGAGGAUUCUGUGAGCUUCAGCAAGUUUCAUUUUGCUACUUAAUUUCCUCUUGCCCUUUGUUCACAGAGUGACUAGAAAUCAAGAGCUGUUUGACAAUAAGAAAUCAAGGCACUUUUUAUUUAUUUUUAUCCAAAGGCAGAGGAGAGGAGGCACUGCAAGAUAGUUCACAGACUGCAUGCUCAGUAAUCUGAGCUCUCAGACCUAAAUUCUGGCCCUGCUAGUCUCACCACAUUGCUGAGCUAUCGGACCUGCUCCCUUAUCUUACUGGUUUCAUCCAGAAAUACCAUUCCAGGGCUUGAAAUAUUUUAGCAGAAACAGUGCAAAAGGUUUGUUUCAGUAAAUCAGCAGUUCCUGCAAAACAAGCUUUGCUGAAAGUUCCCCUGCCAGCUGUGCUUUCACGUGUGUUUGGGUUAGCUCAGAAGGUGGCCAGGGACUGAUUGGGAAACUCAAAGCUGCUAUAUUUACCUGCUCUAAUUGCUUGGAAAGUGCUCCAAAGCCUUCCCUUGGUUUCAAUGUCAGUAAAAUGGGAUCGUCACUGAAUGCUUCUCUGAACUGUGUUGUUUUAAUUGCUUGAUCAGGAAUUAGCACCUGGAGUCUACGGCUGCUUUCCAUGAUGUGUUGUGCUGGGCAGGAAUCUGUUUGACUUGAAUUUAAUCGUAAUUGCUCGUGAUUCUGAAGGAAAGUCCACAUGUUCCUAUGAACUUUGAUGCUCCUGAAAAUGGUACUAAGCCAUGAAAAGUAGUCAUAACCACUGAUGCGCUUUCUGUGCACCUCUUGCCUAUGGUAGGAGACUUCAGGAGGAAUAGAGUGGGAGUAUAAACACAAUAAAUACAGAUUUUAAAAAAAAGCGAUCCUUUGGUUUGAAAUUGAAUGAAGUUCUUUAUUCCCUGGAUAAUAUUGCUUGUUGUAUAGCAUGCAUGGAUUUUGGAUAAAAAGGUGCAGGACAGGAUAUGGAAAGCUGUGCUUAGUUUUCUUAGUUUAUUCUAUUAAUUCCAUUCAAUGUUUCAAGGAGAUCCUUAUUUUCUGUGCAGUGAAGGGAGGCUUUCCUCAAGUUCCAGUGUAAGGACAUGGAUUUCUUAUAUCUGCAACAAACUGUAAAAACAACCUCAAAAUCCCAUGGAGUUCUGAUAGGCUCCAAGUCCCUGUUGUAAGUAAAGUAUAUGUUCUAAACAGUGUCAAUCACUGGAAGAGAGAGGAAAAAGUAUGCAAUAAACCAAGCAGAGGCACUGGAGAAUUCAGGGAGAGCAAAACCAGAUAGAAAUGUUUGGAAAAGAAGACCGGUGUGAAAAAUUCAGUCAGACUUGUUCAAAGUGCCAACAAAAGACGAGAGGAAUAAGCCACAAAGAGCUUGAGAAAUAUUGCUAAGAAAGGAAACAAUCAUUCCCUUUAACUGAACCAGAACAGAUCAAGAAGUUAUUCCCUCAGGAGCUGUAGUAUUAGGCAAAAUUUUUCAUGUAACUUUUCAUAACAAUAACUAAGGAAUGUAACAAGCUUGUUAAGGUUACUAGAAAUAAUUGCUGCCAUCAGGAGACAUCUGUUGCUUAAUUAGCAAUCCCCUUAAAGCAAGUGGGAUUUGGGUUUGGGAUCAGUUAAAAAUCUUUCCUCCUACAGUAAAGGGAAAGAUGGAAUAAAUAAUUGCUUUGUACUAAAGUGAUUAUAAUUCUGCUGGAGUGAACUGGAGGGGCUGCUCUGAAGACUUCCCAUUGUCAUGAGUAAAGUAAUUUCUAACUUCUCGCCUUGUGUCUGUAGCAGCGUUCAGAGCUUCAUUGAUCUCUGUGGAACUGGUACUGUUUUAAGAGACUUCAGCAAAAGUUCUUCUUGGUUAACCAAAGAAAUAUGCUUCAAAUUGGAAAGGGAAGACCGAAAAUACUAGUAUAAAAGAGCAGUAGCUUGCACAGUUCUCUAGAAUGGCUGAUGAUGAAGUGGGGGGAAAAAACCCUCAUGGGUGCAAUUCCAGGCAUUCAGUAUUGACUUCUGUCACCAUGUGAGCACUUCAUAGUGUCCAGGCAUUGACUGUUUUCCCAAGGAGAGAACUGGGAAGAAGUGACAGCCACCCCUGCUUUCUGCUCCCGGCAGGUUUGUGGAUUACAUGUGGAUUGUGAACUAGGGAGAUACCACUUACCACUGUCCUUGAUUUUCACAGGGUAUAUUGGCCAAGCCUUCCUGGUUGGGUCAGUAUUUCCACUAUGGAGCCAGAGAAUAUUCCUGGCACAUUUCCUGAAGGUUGGUAUUGAGAGACAGCACUUGGACAAAGCCAGAAUCUGUGGCAGGGCGUUUGCCUGCCCUGGCCUUGUUGGGCUGCAGCAAGCCCCUCACAGCAUUACGCUGCAGAGCUGUAGGAACGGGAACAUCCAACGCAGCUUCCCUGUAGGAGAGAGGGGCAGUGCCCUGCUGGGACCCUCUUGGAGGCAGGUGGGGCUGGUACGGUGUUGAACUUGCAGGGUGGGAUUUGGAGAGCCCAGCAGUCUGACUGCCACAGGUCCAGCCUGGGAGCCUGGUUUGAACUCCAUGGGAGCAGCAGAUGGGCUAGGCCAAGCCGCAAGUACUGCCCACAGGGUUCAGAGCUGCGAGGACACUGCUGUCCUUGAGGCAGGCCCAAAUGAGGAGCACCAUCGUUACUUACUCAUCUGAAUUUGUCACAAGCAUGGUGGCAAUUGGCAGAUGUGGCCUACAGCUGUUGCAGGUGGAUCUGAGCGUGCAGCACUGCUCCAGCUGCUCGAAGAAGCCAGGACCAGCAAGCAGCAACGCUGGCAGAAUGAGCCUGAAAGCUCAGAGGGCAGGUGAGAGAUCUGAUUGCCGGGGGGCAGAUGAGUUCAUUGGAGAGCUGUUAACUUAAUCUUCUGAAGAGAGCGGAAGGGGAGGAAGCAAGGGAGGUUUCUACCAUUUACGCUAGGGCUGACAGUGCCUGCAGCUCCACCACCCAACUUCUUUCCGCCUCUGGAGAAGCCUUGGUGACUCCUGGGAAGUCGUGGCCUUCACAGCACCACAGGUCCCUGCAGAGCCGUCCUACCAGAGGUUGGUGUCCCAGUGGGAAAAGGAGGUCCCUGGUGUUGCUUGGAGCAGUUGCCCCGUCCUGCACUGGAAGAGGUUUUGCUGGGCAAGUCCCAGUGACGAUUCCUGUCUCUGCAAGCUGAGGGAUGUGGAGGAGUGGAAGACAGCGGGUGAGCUCUGCUCUGCUCUUUUGAUCAAAUGACAGAACAGAGCAGGGGAGAGGAUUUGUCAUUCCAGCCCUAUAAGGUGGUAUUGUACCUGAGGUCCUGGGGGCUUGCACUCACCUCUGCAGCUCAGUACUGAUGUGUGGAUGUAGGCACUCCUGGCCUGCUGCGAGCUGAAUCUUGCUGUUCCUUCCUCCAUCUCCAAUGUGGGUUUCCCUGCAAAAUCUGUCUGUCUGUGCCAGCUUGACAAAAACACCUCUUUUGUAAAUAUGGGCCACACACUGUGCAGCUCACUUUUUCUGCUCUGCUGUAUUUCAUUUCCUACUGAGUUCUUCAGCAACAGCAGCAGCACAGUCCCUCAAACAACUUCUACCCCUGGGAUCGCUCUGAAGGAUUUUUCUCCUGGUUGUAUGUGGGAGUUACUCCUGGGCUGUUUGGGGUUUUAGCAGUCUUGUUUAGAGGCAAUGGAGGUCUGGGUGAUUCCAUAUGGCCCCCUGCACCUCUCUGCAGAUUUUAUUGCUUGGAGGCUGCCAGCAGCCUGCACAUGCAGAGACCAUGCUGGCUUGCAAUGCAGGACCUGCCCAGUGUACAAACUAGUGCCAGAUGAACUUCUCUGACUUUUGUGGACUAGCUUCUCAUCUAGCAUGUACUGGUGAUUUAGUCACUAUUUUAGCUGUCAGCUAAAUUGCCAGCAGCCAGGCUUGGCUUGCAACUGAGCACAAGUGUAUGCAUCUCUUGGAAGGACAAUGUUACCCUCAUGAGUGACCAAAAAGGCCCCAUCCUCUUCAGUAAACUCAGCUCCUCUGCAGGGAUUUUGAGAAGGCAACAGAUCAUACCCAUGAUUUUGCCUGCCAUGUUCUGGGUUAUGACUGCUGAACCCAUGGGCUGACAGGCUGUGUUUGACAGACCUCUUCUCCAACCACUCUGGAAAAAAACUCAAUUUGCUAGGAGCCAUUUAGUUUUAAUUUUGACUGGAUGUACAAUUUGUGAAGGAAUGCUAAUCCUUUCACAUGUCUUUGUUAGCACAGAUGUGUGGGGAGCCUAUGCUUGGACCCUGCUGCAGCUCUCAGAGACAGCAACAUAGAAGUCUGGAACAUCACAACUCGGCAUGGCCUGGCCUGAGCCAUCUGUGGCUGGCAAGGUGGGAUGCUCCUGAUGACAAGCAGAAACUUGGGACACAAAGACCUGAUGGAAAUGCCCAGGGGUGGACAGCCUGCUUAUCUCACAGUGACACAAACUUUUCUUGUCAUUUCCUUAUGUAAGCCUGGGUGCAUCUUCCAGAAUGGCAGAUGUGACUGAUGCUCAGUAAGUUGCAGGUUUGAUUUUGGCUGCAAGAACCUCAUGUGUCAUUUCCUGUAAUAAGGAAACCUGAAAUUUAACCAGGACAGUAUUAUUCUUUCUGAAGAGCUGAUUUGAUCGGUGGAAACUUCAUGGUGAGUUAAGUGUUGAAGGAGUAUCGCCAGAUUGAUACAAGCUUGAGGAUGAAUACCUGAAGCCCUGCAAGACGGAUUAAAGCACAGGCACCAGGAGUGCAUGCAAAGAAUCUGUUCCCAGGACCAUGAAUGGAUGCCAAGCCACUCUGUUUUCAAUUACAUGAGUAUUAUACCUCCUGCUCCAAAGACUGCAAGGACAGAUUUGACUUUUGGCUUUUCCUUGUCAUCCUUUUCUGGGGGCACUUAGGGUAAGAGUAUCCUGGGUUCAGCCUGCCUGGUACUGCUGUGGCCAAGCUAACAUGCUGGCACAUCCUGGUUUCCAGUGUCAGCAGCAACGUUAGAAUUGGUGGAAAUGUGAUUUUGAAGGGUGACCCAUACAAUACUGGACGAUCCUGGACUCUUCAGAAGCCAUGGUUUCCUCAGAGGAGCCACCACUAGGGAGAAAAGAUGCAAACUGGUAUGAUUCACUGGCUGCAUAGUUGAAGAACACUGGGAAACUUGGAAUGUGAAGUUUUGUUUGAAGAGAGCAAUAUUUUCAGGCUGAAAUAUUUUCUCACUUCUGGACUCUCACCUCAUCAGACCUGCCAAAAAUUUCCAGCUUUUGUUGUGCUUGCAGGUAUGAGGUGACUAUUCAGAUGCCAUGACCAGCACACGAAGAGACUGAAACACAGCAUUGUGUGUACACAAGCAAAAUGUCCUUCCAAGCAAAACACAAAUCAAGAACUAUGCACACCUGGCAAGCGUUGGCCAUCUACAUGGUCUUAGCUGCAAACCUCUCCGAACAGCAAGCACUGAAGCAGGCUUGUCCUUCAUGCGAUGCCAGUCAGCUUUGCAACUGCUCCUCCAUGGGCUUGGCCUUCAUUCCCCCUGGGCUCACGGCCAAAAUCACAGUGUUAAACCUGGCCCACAACAGGAUAAAGCGCAUCCAAUCCCAGGACCUGCAGCAGGCUGUGAACCUGAGAGCUCUGCUGCUGCAGUCCAAUGAAAUCAAUUCCAUAGAUGAGGACUCCUUCCAGUCCCUGGCAAAACUGGAGCUCUUGGACUUAUCAAAUAACAGCUUGGCUCACUUGUCCCCUGUGUGGUUUGGGCACCUCUUCUCACUCCAGCACCUCUACCUUCAAGGCAAUUCUUACAGAGACCUGGGGCAGAGCUCCCCCUUUUCUAGCCUGAGGAACCUGAGCUCUCUCCACCUGGGCAGCCCGCAGCUCUCCGUGAUAAGGCAAGGGAACUUUGAGGGCAUUGAGUUUCUGCACAGGUUGUGGAUUGACGGCAGCAAUCUCAGUCAGUAUGAGGAGGGAAGUUUGAAAUCAAUUAAGGAGAUAAAUCACAUGAUCAUAAACCUAAAAGAUAGUAAUAUAUUCUCAGAAAUUGUUAGGGACCUUCUGCACUCUGUCACUUGGCUAGAAGUGACAGAAAUCAAAUUAACUGUUGACAAAGGAAGCUUGGUGCAGAAUUCUACACGUCCUUUUAGGUUACAAAAACUUACACUUAAAGAAGCUUUAUUCACAGACCAAACGAUUAGCCAAGCAAUAGUGUUACUGAAGGAAAUCACCUCUUUAAGACAGUUAGAGGCAAUCAAUUGUGUGCUUGAGGGGAAAGGAAUAUGGAACACUGACGAAAUUGCAAAGAGUGGGGAAAGUUUUGUUGAAACAAUAACAAUAAUAAAGAUAAUGAUUCAGAAUUUUCAUUUGUUUUUUGACCUGGAAGGCAUGGAGUCACAAAUAAACAAUCUAAAAAGACUCACUAUUGCAAGCUCUAAUGUCUUCAUGGUGCCAUGCAAACUUGCAAGACAUUUUUCAUCACUUCUGUAUCUGGACUUUCAUGAUAAUUUGCUUGUAAAUAAGCGUUUAAAUGAGACAAUCUGUAGAGGUUCCUGGCCUUCAUUGCAAACUUUAAAUCUAAGUCAGAACUCUCUAAAAUCUCUGGAAGAGACUGCAAAGUAUACAUCUCGUCUACCCAAUCUGAAUAAUCUUGAUAUUAGCCAAAAUAAUUUUGGUGAGAUUCCAGAUGCGUGUAAAUGGCCAGAAAACCUGAAAUAUUUAAAUCUGUCCAGCACUCAAAUUCCUAAAGUAACAAGCUGCAUUCCUGAAACGCUGGAAGUUUUGGAUGUUAGUGGAAACAACCUGAAGGAGUUUGGACUGCAGCUCCCACUUCUGAAAGAGCUGUACCUCACCAGAAACCAGCUGAAGGCGCUGCCGGGUGCUGCACCCAUUCCAAAUGUAGUGGCCUUGUCCGUCAGAAGAAACAAGCUGAACAGUUUCUCCAAGGAGGAGUUUGAGUCGUUCAGGAGAAUGGAGCUGCUGGAUGCCAGUGACAACAACUUCAUCUGCUCCUGCGAGUUCCUCUCCUUCAUCCAGCACGAAGCCGGGAUCGGCCAGGUGCUGGUGGGCUGGCCGGACAAGUACGUGUGUGACUCUCCGCUGGCGGUGAGAGGGGCGCAGGUUGGCGCUGUGCACCUGUCCCUGAUGGAGUGCCACAGGUCCCUGGUGGUGUCGUUGAUCUGCGUGCUGGUGUUCCUGGUCAUCCUGCUGCUGGUGGCCGUCGGCUACAAGUACCACGUGGUCUGGUACCUGCGGAUGACGUGGGCGUGGCUGCAAGCCAAGCGGAAGCCCAAGCGCGCCCCGCCGAAGGACGUCUGCUACGACGCUUUUGUCUCCUACAGCGAGAACGACUCCGACUGGGUGGAGAACACCAUGGUGCGGGAGCUGGAGCAGGCCUGCCCUCCCUUCCGGCUCUGCCUGCACAAGCGGGACUUUGUGCCUGGGAAGUGGAUUGUGGACAACAUCAUCGACUCCAUUGAGAAGAGCCACAAAACGCUCUUUGUGCUGUCCGAGCACUUUGUGCAGAGCGAGUGGUGCAAAUACGAGCUGGACUUCUCGCAUUUCCGCCUCUUUGACGAGAACAACGACGCGGCGAUUCUUGUCCUCCUGGAGCCCAUCCAGAGCAAAGCGAUUCCCAAGAGAUUCUGCAAGCUGCGGAAGAUCAUGAACACAAAGACUUACCUGGAGUGGCCUCUCGAAGAGGACCAGCAGCAGAUCUUUUGGUUUAAUUUGAAAAUUGCUCUAAGGUCAUAGACAGGGAAAUUAAGGAACAAAAAUGUAGUGAAUCUAGUCUGGAUUUGUUUCAGUUGCCUGAUUGUCUCAUUACUUAUCUUCAUCUCAUGUACAGAGAGCUGGGCUAUUGCAAAUUGUAACAGUUGCUAUGAGAUAAUUACUUUUUGUAGCCAUUGUUCUGAAUAGUUGUACAGGUUUGGGCUGGAAUACAGUCAAUUUUGUUCAGAGCUCCUCCUGUGGUGCUGUGGUUUGUAUUUGUGGCCAAAAGAGUGUCCAUAACACAGGGGCUCUUUAGUUACUGCUCAACUGUGCUUGCACAGCAUCAAGGUUUUCAAAUGCAGAAGCAUUUUCCAUUUCUCACACCGUCCUGCCUGUGAGCAGGGAGGGGUUGUAUCAUAAUUUGGGAGGGGACACAUCUAGGACAGCUGAUCCCAGCUGACCAAGAAGAUGUCCUACACAUAAUGUCAUGGGCCAUGAUAACAUAAUCAGCACUAAAAGCUGUGUGAAAGAAAGAGAGGAUGUUUGGAGUUAGCAUAUUUGUCUUCCCAAGUAAAAGUUCUGUGUCAUGGAGUCCUGCUUUCAUGGCAAUGGCUAAACAUUUUCAUGUGAUGGAAAUUAGUUCCUUCUUCUGCUUUGCUUGUGAGCAGAGUUUUUACUUCACCUGUUGAAGUGCCUUAAUGCGAACUCCCAAGUUUUCUCACUUUUACCCUUCAGAUUUUCUCCCUGGUUUCACUGAGGGGGGAGAGAGAGUGGAUUUGUGGUGCUGAGCUGCCUUCUGAGGUUAAACAGCAAUAAUUAUCUGCACAUGUUAAUCAGCAAUAUCAGCAAAAGCUGUGUCAUUUAAAUAUUUAAUGAUGAAAAGUUGAAUAGAUAUACAGCUAUGUAGUUUAUAUGUCCUCAUCUUUGCGAAGGUUUCAGGACAGAACCUGCCUAGCCAAGGGUUUUUCUGCAUUCUUUGUAUAAACCACUUCUCAUCAAAUGCUAUAAAAGUCAGUCUAUGCAGCAAAUAAUUUUGUCCUAGCACUCCUAGUCAGUGGAUCUAAGGACUGAUUCUCUGUAUUUAAUUGUCACAGAAAGUUUAAUUCCCAGAUCUCCUGAAAAUCAUGGCUGCAAGUCUUACUGUAGAAAUAUGCUUUCUCACUGCAUUUCUGUCUGUUGUAGCUUUUAGGUUCUAUAAUUUCCUUUAUGAAAGACAUCUAUGGAGGAUGAUUUAUGUCUGAUUUUGUUGUACUGUAUGUGGCAAUAGAUGCUUCAGAGUAGGGUUCAAAUACCCUUCUGACUAGCACAAGUGGAGUUUAAGAUGUUCUCAGCUACAGUGUGGGAAACACAAAUAUAUUGUUCUUGAAUCCAACACUAUAUUCUUCCCCUUGUUUAACAACCUUAACAUAGUCAUGAAAAGAGCAUUUCCUACCUUUCACUCUCUCUGUAAAUGUAGUCCACAAAACCAGAGUGGGUGGAGAACAUCCCACAUAGGACAUCAUGUUUGCUGUCAGGUGGGGUCGUGUUUUCCUGAGAAGGUUACUGGGACAAAGGUCCUAAUUGGUGGAAAAAUGGAACAAAUGGAAGACUGUCACCAGAUUCAUCCUUCAGAGCUGAUGUAAAAAGAAAGGGAUGUCUUUGUGAUAUUCUCCUUGCAGCCACGGAAAAUUUUGGGUGAACUCUAAUAGCUUGAUUCUGGUAGGCCAGAAGGAUCAUGAACUUCUGGAUCAGUUGAGGACUUAGGCACAGCCAUUUCCAGGCACAUAUUGAAGUAUGUAGUAAGUAGGUCUUAAAAACUUUCAAAUGGAAUCACCUACAACAUUUGGCUGUACCUGUGAUGAGACCAUGUCCAGAUUAGUUUUUUUAUUACUGUUUUGAUCUUGGGCAUCUAAUGUGGUACAGAAAACCUGUUCAAACACCUCACUGUAACUGAGUUGAUUGCAUUGGAAGUUUCCUCUCACUGCUGGUUACUUGUUGUGUUACUCCUUUUAGCCACUCCUCUGCACAGCCAAAGUGUCAGUGAGAGCAAACUAUCCCUGCUCUUUGCUAGUCAUUGAGAGAGCUGAGGAUAUACCUGCUUCCACAGGUGUACACCCACAAGCAGGCAACUUUGACAGCACAUUGAAAAUUAACAGUUUAUUUAUAUGCAUUUUUGCAUUUAUUAAUGCAGGCAUAACACAUAAUAAGAAUUACUAACUUUGUUACUUUAUCUAAGCUAAAAAAGCCACCUUCUUUCUAUUUAUUCAAGAUUUGCUCUUUCUUUCAUUUACUUCACUUUUUUCUUAAGCACAUCAUUUCCCAUUUUUAGCAUCUAGACCUUAUUUUCACCUAUAGAUGGCUUCAUACAAUAUCUGCUUUAUUCUUAUAUAUAUUAUAUAUUAACAUAAUAAUAAAUAUACUAUAAUAUACUAUAAUAUACUAUAAUAUACUAUAAUAUACUAUAAUAUACUAUAAUAUACUAUAAUAUACUACAAUAUACUAUAAUAUAAUAUAAUAUAAUAUAUGUUAAGUAAGCAUAUCUCUGACUUCUAAUAACAAUGUAGAGAUCCUUAAAAUACUGAUCAUGUUUAAUCUGAAUUCAGAAGCUACUUCUGCUAUGUAUUUUUUCGUUCUAGGAAAUCUAUUUUUUUUUCCUAGCAUGAGCUUCCCAUUAAAACCAUCAAUUUAUUUUAAUUCUUACUUUGAGAAAAUAUAAUAUGUUUUCAUAGCAAGCUGCAUAGCCUCGCUGUACUGCAAAAAGAGGCAAAAGUGUUUCUAGCAUACCACAAUUCCACCCAUUGCUACUUUUUCUAGUCUUGUAAAAUUAAGUACAGAAUACGCAUAUUCUGGGAGGUAAAUGUCCAACACUUUGAAUUCUCACCAAUAAUCUGCACCCUAUUCUAGAGCCAGUGAGUAAGUAAUGCCUUGAAUGAUGCCUGUAACAUUUGACUGACAAACCACCAGAUAGCAGAGACAGUCCAGAAGUUGUCAUAAAAUAUUUGGGUGUUCCCAUGCAAUCUGUUAAUAAGGAAACUGGAGAGAAUAUCUGCAACAACAGGUAAAUCUUGUAUUUAUUGUAUGUAUUGUAUAAAAUCUUGUAUUUUUCUUAGUCAGAAUAAAAGAUACAGUAUUGGGUUAAA
Messenger RNA from Parus major (Great Tit), 11805 nucleotides. RefSeq names its product toll like receptor 2 (gene TLR2). Gene Ontology annotation, biological process: inflammatory response; immune response; toll-like receptor signaling pathway. The transcript is spliced from 9 exons. Gene Ontology annotation, cellular component: membrane. Gene Ontology annotation, molecular function: triacyl lipopeptide binding; protein binding; transmembrane signaling receptor activity. The record is from RefSeq and is a predicted model, not a curated record. The coding region runs from base 6347 to 8728 and encodes 793 amino acids. NCBI's taxonomy places the organism in Eukaryota, Metazoa, Chordata, Aves, Passeriformes, Paridae.